UUGAGGAUAUCAUGAGUGACAAGUUGGUCCCAUUCCGAUACUCGAUGAUCCUGUACUGACAUGCUAUAAUAUCUGGCCAAUUGGAAAGGCUGAUUGCUUUGUAAACUUCAUCCUCAUCACUUCGGAAACAGUGUUGCAGCGUGUGUGUGUAGGGCCGAGCUCGAGCGGAAGAACGCGGCUAUGAGCCACGGAUCCUUGACCAAAUCCAACGGCUUUACCUCUCCGCGGCGGCUCCGGCAUGUCAAGUCACUGGUUGGUCGAAACCUAGCACCUGCCGACUGUCGAACAUCUCUGCAAUUCUUGGAAAGGGGGGAGCCCGAGGGACAUUUCAAUACAACUGUGCCUAGAGUCGAUGAACCCUCAUGUGAAGGAUCGUUUCUGGUUGCCCGCGUGCCCCUCCCUGAGGCAGUGUCCAGUACCAAGGGCAAAGGCAAAGCAGUCACCAAUGCGGAUUUUUGGGACCACACGGAUGCACGUCGCGCCAAUACGCAGCGGCAUCUUCACGGACAAUUUGACCAGGUGGCAUCGGCCUCUGUGAGUCAACUAACUGACGCUUAUUACACCUUAACGGCGGUGAAUGGUGGAAGGCAAGAUGAGCCUUUUUACACCAGCGAAGUUGUUCGAGGAUCUCUGAACCCUAUGUGGAGGUCUCUGGACACGGCGUCCUACGCGCUCUGGGCGCCAUUGAAUGAGUCUAGUUUCAUUCUCAAGAUUUACACUAGAUGUUUGGGGGAAUCAUGCUAUCGAUUAUCCAUCGAACGCGUCAUUAACUUGCGGCAGCUGAGAUACCUAGGUGAAGAGCUUGCUGAUGAGUCAUGCUCAUUUUUGUCCACCACAAUCAUCAUUGCACUUGACGACGGUUACUAUCAGUUUGAUCCUUCAAUGGACGUGGAUGCCAAUGAUGAGGAGGAAGUGCCCUGUAUUAAGGUUCCACCACAUAAGGUUCGACCCUCAUAUAGAUAUGAGACCAUUCUGCGAAUAGUUGCAGCGCAGAAGGAGAUUUGGGAACUGCGAAGAUCAGUCUGCACUAUUAUAGAUGCAGGCGAAGGCAUAUUGUCUCAACAACAGGACAGCCGGAAUCUUUUACAUGAUUAUAAAACAACGAAAGCCCGAUUAGCGUUCAUUGAAGACAAUAUCAUGCAGCGGACCGAAGACGUGAAAAAAGCACGUCAUCAUUUGAAGGAAACAGGCGACCUGCUGCAAUCUGGCCGACAGCAUCUGCGCGAGGCUUGGGAUACCAAGGAUUCUGACGAAAGGAUACUCCGGGGGGAUGCCGCUGGGCUGGCGGUCAGGAGGGAUGAGAUUUAUCGCAUUCGUAGGAAAGUCCGCCGACGACAGAAGGAUCUCAUAGUAGACGCAGCAAAUAUCUUCCCGAUUGCACGGGAUACAGCACUAAAUUCUGCCUUCUACACUAUACGCGGGAUUCCACUGCCACAUUCGGAAUACACAGGACACGAUGACGAAAAAAUAGCCGCUGCGCUGGGCUUUGUGUGUCAUUUGCUAUAUAUGAUUGCUUACUACCUCGACGUGCCACUUCGGUAUCCCAUGAAGCUGAUGUCUUCCCGCUCUUCCAUUACGGACAUUGUAUCAGAACAUUAUACUGGGAGUAAAGAGUUUCCUCUAUACUCGAGAGGAGCAGAUCGUAUGCGGUUUGAUUACGGCGUAUUUCUGAUGAACAAGAACAUAGAGCAACUUAUGGGCCACUUGCAACUGACUGUGACGAAUCUUCGCCAUACGCUGCCUAACCUGAAGGCUAUUAUUGACGCCGUAAGCGGAUGGAAUGAUGACCGAGACGUUGACGGUGACGAAUCCGAUGAGGCCUACGGGUACGGAUCGGUGUCGGAAUUCCCGUCUCCCCGAGCAGGUCCAUCGACUCUUCCGGCAGAGACGCGUCCAGAUGGACAUCUUGACGAGUUUGCGCACGCAUUUGCCAGGGCCCUAGAGUCCCAGGGUACAUCCAUCACGGAGACGAGCGUCGGAGCAGCACGGGAUGCAGCCAAUACCAUUCAUACAUUGGGCACUGCAACGCGAGAUAUACCUCCCGAUGUGCGUGACGAUGGGCAUGGGCAAGGGAAGUCCGCAGAUCAGUGCGGCCACCUGCAGAAUGAUGAUGAUCUCUCAUCCACAAUGUUAUUAAUGCCGGUAGAGAAGUCUGACGCUUCCCCGACCAGAUCACGAACGCCAUCGUCUGAUAUAAGCGUACCAUCACACCCAAAUGGGAUGAACCGCAGGUCGGCAUCUAGAAGCGGGAUUGGCGCGCUUUUUGGUUAUGGGAAAGGUGGAACGAGGUCGCCAACUCUAGAACGAACGAACCCAACAGAGACUAUAUGAGCCUGCCUGCCUCAACUUUGCGUGAUUGCGGUGCAUCUUUUUGACUUCUUUCAUAGUUCCCAAUUAGGUCUUUAAAUUAUUGUCCAUUGACGUACAAUUAAGCAAGUUGCCCUCCAUCGCGCUGAUCUCGGUAAUCGUCAGAUAACGAUGCCACUUAUCCAUGUCAGGCACAUUUUGGUUUGUGAGCUUUCCAAUCUGUCUUUUGACAAGAAGGCGAGCAAUAAAACACUGUUUUACACCGUG
Messenger RNA from Spizellomyces punctatus DAOM BR117, 2574 nucleotides. RefSeq lists its product as uncharacterized. Gene Ontology annotation, cellular component: endosome; lytic vacuole. Gene Ontology annotation, biological process: SNARE complex assembly. The transcript has 17 exons. Lineage: Eukaryota; Fungi; Chytridiomycota; Chytridiomycetes; Spizellomycetales; Spizellomycetaceae. Bases 181 to 2331 code for a protein of 716 amino acids. The record is from RefSeq and is a predicted model, not a curated record. Gene Ontology annotation, molecular function: SNARE binding.